UUCUAUACCGAUAAAUUAUGUCCAUUUGAUUUGAUUUUUUUUUUUUUUAAUCUCCAAACUCCUCUUCCUAUAAAAUGCAAAACACCACGAAUGGCUAGGGAAGGAAGAAGAUAGAAAGAAACAAGAAAAGGUGAGUAGGAAGAGGAGGAGGGUCUUCCAGUAGAGACUUGUCUUCUUUUCUCGAGAAUCAGACUUACAUAAAAAAGAAGGAAAAAUACGAGAGCCUGAUCCAGACGUCAUUUGAAAGCGGGUAACGGAAAGGGGAAGUGUCAGGAUAUAAAUCUGUGGAACAGAGAUAAACAGAGAGAGAUAAAUGGGGAUGUACGAGCCUAUUAGGCACGAUGAUGUUGAGAAGGAGCAGGAGGAGGAGAUGCGUGGAGUGAGACAUUCGGUUGAAGGUGAAGAUGAUGUUGAAAUGGCUGUUCAUGCAAGAUCCGGCACCGCCAUUCCCAAUGCCUGUCAUGCUUCUAAUAAGAUUGAAGAGGAAAGUUCCAAGCAAAAGCGUCACCAGCAACAACGUCUUGUUUCGCUGGACGUUUUUCGUGGCGUGACUGUUGCGCUAAUGAUAUUCGUGGAUGAUGCUGGUGGAAUCCUACCUGCAAUUAAUCAUUCGCCUUGGGAUGGUUUAACACUUGCAGAUUUUGUCAUGCCAUUUUUCCUCUUUAUUGUUGGUAUCUCACUUGCACUUACCUACAAGAAAUUGUCAUGCAGAGCUGUUGCAACUAGAAAAGCAAUACUGCGGGCUCUAAAGCUUUUAAUGUUAGGCCUGUUUCUUCAAGGUGGCUUCUUCCAUGGCCUUAAUGAUUUAACUUAUGGGGUGGAUAUUGAACAUAUGAGAUGGAUGGGCAUACUACAGAGAAUUGCAAUAGCAUAUCUGUUGGCAGCAUUGUGUGAGAUUUGGCUGAAGGGUGAUGGUAAUGUUAAUUUGGCGUCAUCUCUGCUUAGUCAAUAUCGAUUCCAGUGGGCUUUGGUUUUGAUGCUUAGCACUCUAUACCUUUCCCUGUUAUAUGGCUUGUAUGUGCCUGAUUGGGAGUAUCGAAUUCCAAUUGAAACUUCCUCUUCUCCACCAAAAUUGUUUUCAGUGAAAUGUGGAGUGCGCGGUGACACUGGGCCAGCUUGUAAUGCUGUUGGAAUGAUUGACCGCAAGAUAUUGGGUAUACAACAUUUAUAUAAACGACCAGUCUAUGCACGAACGCAGCAAUGCAGUAUUAACUUCCCAAAUAAUGGCCCAUUACCUUCUGAUGCUCCAUCAUGGUGCCAAGCCCCUUUUGAUCCUGAAGGACUUCUAAGUUCAGUGAUGGCGAUUGUUUCCUGUUUUGUUGGUUUGCAUUAUGGGCACAUUAUUGUCCAUUAUAAGGUGACAAUGUCAGAGCUUGCUUUCCUUUCCUUACCAAAGGUUUAUAUUUUUUUCACAAGUUUUUCUCCCCAUAUUCAGGACCAUAGAGAUAGGAUAUUUCACUGGAUGUUUACAUCAUCAUGUCUUGUUGUCUUGGGGCUUGGCCUGAACUUAUGUGGGAUGCAUUUUAACAAGGCACUCUACACAUUCAGUUACAUGUGUUUCACUGCUGGUGUUGCUGGCAUUCUCUUUGCUGGAAUUUACUUCAUGGUUGAUGUGUGUGGCUGUAGACGGCCCACCUUUGUGAUGGAGUGGAUGGGCAUACAUGCACUGAUGCUUUAUAUCCUUGCAGCCUGCAAUGUCCUGCCAGUUUUCCUCCAGGGAUUUUAUUGGAGUAGGCCUCGGAAUAAUAUUCUUACGUUAAUUGGAAUAGGAAGAUGAAAGGGUCAACGCGUUACACUUUCUCCGCAGCUGCACUUUCAGUUUCAAGGUCUUGGGGCUGCAUCACCCAACUUCAUCUUAUUGAUUUUGGGUGGUUGCUGUUAGUGCCACCAGAGAAUUUUGGAAUCGGGUCUUUAUAGAAAUGGAGACAAACUUUCUCUCCUCUAAUGUUAACAACAAACUCCAUUUUAACUUCUGUAUAAAUAUGUAGGUAGAGCCCUUCUCUCUCUCUCUCUCUCUCUCUCUCUCUCUCUCUCUCUCUCAUUUGUAAUAUGUAGUAGAGCUUUAAACAGGGAGAGCUCAUUGGAACUUUUUCGUGGUGUCUUAUUCAAAAGAUGUCUUUUUCCCACCA
Messenger RNA from Carya illinoinensis, 2129 nucleotides. Its product is annotated as heparan-alpha-glucosaminide N-acetyltransferase. Bases 314 to 1777 code for a protein of 487 amino acids. The record is from RefSeq and is a predicted model, not a curated record. The transcript is spliced from 13 exons. Lineage: Eukaryota; Viridiplantae; Streptophyta; Magnoliopsida; Fagales; Juglandaceae.